CCCACAGGAGUGGGUUCGGCCAGCGCGGGGCUGUGGGAGCUGCAGGGCAACGCCAUGGUGAUGGCGCAGUACAUCCGCCUCACGCCCGACGUGCAGAGCAAGUGGGGAGCCGUGUGGAACCGUGUGCCGUGUUACCUCCGUGACUGGGAGAUGCAGGUGCACUUCAAAAUCCAUGGGCAAGGCAAGAAGAACCUGAACGGUGAUGGCUUUGCUAUAUGGUACACCAAAGACCGCAUGCAGCAAGGGCCUGUCUUUGGAAGCAAGGAUAACUUCCUGGGCCUGGGGGUGUUUGUGGACACCUACCCCAACGAGGAGAAGCAGCAGGAGGCUCAGAAGAGGAGGUACAGCCCAGGAAAUCAGCGUGUUUUCCCCUACAUCUCUGCCAUGGUGAACAACGGCUCUCUCACCUACGACCACGACAGGGAUGGCAGACCCACGGAGCUGGGGGGCUGCACAGCCAUGGUGCGCAACCUCAACCACGACACCUUCCUGGUCAUCCGCUACGUCAAGAGGAGGCUGACAGUGCUGAUAGAUAUUGAUGGUAAGCAGGAGUGGAGGGACUGCAUCGACGUGCCUGGCGUGCGCCUGCCCCGUGGGUACUACUUUGGGACCUCCUCUGUCACUGGAGACCUCUCAGACAACCACGACAUCAUCUCUCUGAAGCUGUACCAACUGACGGUGGAGCGGACACCGGAGGAGGAGCGGCGGGACAAGGAGGUGUACCUGCCUGUGGUGGACAACCUCAAGCUGCCAGGAAUGGAGGCACCACUGGAGCCCAUGAGCGGCCUGGCUCUCUUCUUAAUUGUCUUCUUCUCCCUCGUGGCCAUCGUCUUCGCCAUCGUUAUCGGAGUCAUUGUGUACAACAAGUGGCAGGAGCAGAGCCGGAAGCAUUUCUAUUGACGGCUGCAGUGUGACAGACUGCCUCGUGGCAGCACCCCCGGUGUCCCCAAGAACCACGGUGGGGUCGGCUGCUGUUUGUCACUGGGCUCCAGGACUCCCCCAGUGCCAGAGGGGACCCGCGUUGUGCUGGGGAUGAAGCUCUGUCCUCUGAAGGCCCGCUGGGAGCUGGAGCUGGGCUCUGGGGGCUGCUGGAGGUGGCUCACAGGGCAGGGGCAGCGCUGGGCUGGCUCUGCCAUCACACAUCGGUGGAGGUCACCGCUUUGCCUGUGAAGUCCCAGCCCUGCUUUCCUUGCCAGGUUCCUGCAACAUCCCCCUUGCAGCGGUUUCGUUUCCAGGAGGGCUUUGCCAAGCUGUUCUCCUGCUCAGGCUGCUCCCAUCACCCACCUCAGACCCUCUUUAGAGCCCCUCCUGCUUUUUCUUCGCACCUCAAACCUGUGUGCAGCCCCUCCAUCCGUUAACCCUCAGUGCUGGGUGUUUUGAGGACACGCUGACUGCUUCCCCACCCAGCCAGGGUUUAAUACCACACUCUCCCUUCUCAAUCCCUGUUUGCUGCUGCCCUGGGGCUCAGCUCUGUCCCUCUCUGGCAUGCUGUGCCUCCACACCCCUCCCACACUGCCUGCAUGUCGUUGCUUUGCUCCCACCAGGAGCAGCUGAACCACGGGGGCCUCUCAGAGCCGCAGCCCUCGCUGCCUUCCAGGGAGUCCUGGUUUAUUCCUACCUCAGUGACUGCUUCUGUCAGUGACUCCUCGCUGUUUUUCUCUCGUGGGAAGAAGCAGCGCGACCACCUUCGCCCCGGGGACUGCAUUGGGCUCCUGCAGCUGCUCUCGUGGAUUUGGGGGGUGCCCACAGGGACGGGAGGUCAGUGCGUCCCUUAGAGCUCUGAGCACAUCCAGCUGGCAGCUCUCUGCUUAUGGGUGCUGCGGGGCAGGGCUGGGAGCUGUGUUUUUGACCCAGGGUGGGUCCCAGUGUGCGGGGAACGGUGCCUUGUGGGCAGGAUGCUUAUACUGGGGUGGAUGGAAGCUUGUUAAAGUGCCCGAAGAGCCUUCGUGGAGCGUGGAAGGGGCUGCUCUGUGAUGUUUUGCCUCUGUUUUGCCUGAGAGCCAGGAGUGAAACGUGUGCACCUCUUCCCAGCUGUAACGUGUCUUGGAAUAAAUGUUGGUGUGUGUGUGGCA
Meleagris gallopavo (turkey) is the source of this 2072-nucleotide messenger RNA. Lineage: Eukaryota; Metazoa; Chordata; Aves; Galliformes; Phasianidae. The record is from RefSeq and is a predicted model, not a curated record.